Messenger RNA from Phyllotreta striolata, 6065 nucleotides. The record is from the annotation of a GenBank genome assembly. Lineage: Eukaryota; Metazoa; Arthropoda; Insecta; Coleoptera; Chrysomelidae.
GGGCGCGACAGUGCAAACAUGGCUGUCUGCGAUCAAUGAAUCCGUAGUACGGGAGUGCGUAUAGUAGUGUAUUGCAAGAUACGUGGUAAAUAUGACUGGUAAAUGAACAGGAGGCUCGUCGAAGGGCCAUGGGCAAAGACCAGGAACUGUUGGAGGCUGCCCGGAAGGGCAACGUGGCCGUGGUCGAGAAGAUUUUGGGCCAAAGAGCCAAAAGGAGUGGUCCUCUCGCAAGCCUUAGGAGAGGUCCAGGGGCGAACGUGCAAGACAGCAGCGGGUACUCUGCCCUUCACCACGCCGCCCUAAACGGACAUAGAGACAUCGUCAAAUUGCUCCUGGAACACGAUGCUUCGACCAACAUUGUAGAUAGCAAGGGCUCGUCUCCUCUACACCUGGCUGCUUGGUCGGGAAGCGUCGAAAUAGUUAGAUUAUUAUUAUCCGGCCCGUCUAUAUGCAAUGUUAAUUUAACUACGAAAGACGAUGAAACUGCCUUGCAUUGUGCCGCCCAAUAUGGUCACACGCAAGUCGUUAGUCUCCUGCUCGAACACGCUUGUGAUCCUGGGAUUAGAAAUUGCCGCGGCGAAACGGCGCUCGAAUUAGCAGCGCAAUACGGAAGACUCGAUACCGUGGAAUUACUGGUAAGAACUGACCCAUCUUUAAUACAAUGCCUGAAACGAACUACACCCGACACGGUGUUUCCGCACACCCCUCUUCACCUAGCAAGCAGGAACGGUCACAAAGCCGUGGUCGAGGUCCUGCUGAAGGCCGGUUUCAGCGUCAACAUGAGAACCAAAUCGGGAACCGCCCUACACGAGGCCGCUUUGUGCGGAAAAGUCGAGGUGGUGAGAACGUUGCUCGAACACGGCGUCAACACUUCCAUAAGGGAUUCGAAUAAUUACACCGUGAUGGAUCUGCUCAGUCAGUUCAACACUGCCCAGGCGUCGCAAGAGAUCAUGCACAUAUUGAAACGCCACAAGCGGGGUCUACCGUUGGUGGACAGCGACGGGGAGAGCGUGAGCCAGCCGUUUCCAACAGUGCCAAAUACGGAUUCCGAUUUAGGUAAUACAGUCGCGUUGUUCGCGCAAUUAAACAAACAUUCGGCGUUAAAUUCGCCAGUUAAUUCGCUCGCAGGUAGCCCGUACGAGAACGUUAGACCGUCGUCGAAAAACACCAGAUCGGCGACCACCGAUCCUUCGCCCGGCACGUCCCCGCAUCGAUGGGGGGACUUCGUGCAGAGGCACGCGCGUCCCCCGGAAGCCUUCGACGACAGAAGGGUGUCGGGGGUGUCCGGCAUUUCCAUCAUGAACCGCAGAAAUGCACCCACACGAGACGUUAAUCAAAACGAAGAUGCGUACGUGCCGAUGACGAAUUUGAAAAUGCGCAACACAAAACCUUACCAGAGCCUGCCGAUAAUGAAACGACCGAAACCGAGGCCGAUUUUAGACGAUUACCCUUUGGACGGCAUAACUUUUAAUUUUAAAGAACAGCUCGACCUGCGCAAAGCCAGUACCGCCUCGACCACAUCCUACCUAUCAGCGACGUCCUGCGGAUUCCAUAGUAAUUCUGAUUCUUCCAGGGAAUCGGAUAACAGUCUCUACCAGAUACCCUGCGUGCCCAAGCAAUUCAUGGACUCCAGCGCUCACUCGGAGGACUUCAAUUACUUGAGCGCCAGCAGGGAGUCCGACCAGAUCAGCGUCUCGUCGACGGCCUCCAGCUGCGGGUACUACCCCAAGAGGCCCGACAGCGGCGGCACGCCCCUGUACAUACCCAUGAACAAGGGAGGCGGCUACAGUCCCGGAUCGAACAGCAAAGUUUCGCCGACGCCUCCGAAGAAACCGCCGCGCAGGAACAUAUCCAUAUCGCCCACGCACGUCCAGCCGAUGUCGAUGUCGGUGGACGGCGUCAGCAACAGCGCCUACGAGUACCUGUUCCUGGCGCACAGCGGCACCCGCAGCCAGGGCAACCUGAACGACUUCGACAAGGAGAACCGCCGGGACCGCCUCGGCCACGGCAGGAGCAUGGAUCAAUACGUCGAAAUGAACGUGUUCAAUAUCGCCUUGGACGACGAGCAACCGGAACGACCAAGGAGCGAAUUGCAACGCGGCAAAAGCGAGGACCUGGACAGCAGGAAGAAGCACGAACCGAUCGCCAUCACGUCCAUGUACGAGAACAUGAUCGUCAAGCAGCAGAAUCCGCGCAGGAAGUUGCGCAGACACCCCGAGGUGUACGAGGAGUACGAUUUCCGCAGGAAGCACAAGGACAAGGAGGAGCCGGCGGCGAGUUCGUCGGCGCCGGAGACGACGUUCGUGUCGAGCGCCUUCAUAAUGAUCUCCAGCGACGGCGAGGAGCCGGCGAAGGGCGAGAAGAAGACGGCCAGGGGCGGUUACCCGCUGAGUCCGACGCAUUACAAUCAACCCCCGACGCCGGACCAUCCGCCGCCGUCGGCGGUGCAGGCUGAGAGUAUUAUUUACGACAAAAUUCGUCCGUUGAGUCAGGAAUACAAGAGGAGAUCGAAGGACAUGGAAACCGAAACCGAAGACGAAUACCUCUUAAUAUUCGACGGCUCCAGCGGCAGCUUCUCCAGCAGCGUCUCCUUAUCGGACAGGAGCGUCGAUAACAUCCUCGAAGAGUACAACGCCGACGUUCCUUUCGCCGGUCUAACGAAAGGCGCCGCUCCCAAAGUGCUCGAAAACAUCAACACCAACACGCCCGCCGAGCGUCCCAAAACCCUAAAGAAACUCAAACGGUUUUACGACAGCUCGAACGGCGAGCCAGUUCGCAGCGACAAUGAAAAAUCCUCCAGCUCCGAAAAGGAAUUCGACAACAAAGAGAACAAAGAGAACAAGGAGCACAAGGACCGCGUGUCGGCCCUGAGCCCCUUCGACGAGCAGGAGGAAUGGGCGAAAAUCCAGGAGAUAAUGGCCUCCUUCGGUACAGGCAUCGUCAGAGAAUCGGUAUUCGUGGCCGAAUUGGAGAAGGAGUUCCAGAGCCGAUUGAUGACGAUCAGUUGCUCCCAACACAGUCUGGCCGGCCCCGCCGAGACCAACACGGUGGAGAAGUGGCUGCAAGGCCUGGGAAUGGGGGAUUACGUGGGGCUGUUCGUGAGCAACGGAUUCGACGAUAUUAAUUUCUUGAACGGAGUGAUCGAGGAAGGGGAUGUCAAAGAAAUGGGCAUUACGAGCGAACUGGAGCGGCAAAUCCUGCUGGAUUCGGUGAAGCAGCUGCCGACGAAGAUAUCGAAGAGUUCUCUAAACGCUUGCAAUAACAACAACGAGCAGAACACCGUGAAAACGUGGCUGACGCGGAUCAAUUUGGAGCAGUAUUACGAGACCUUCGAGAAGCAUUUGUACCACGACAUGGAGCGGGUGAAGAGGAUUUGGGACGUCGAAUUAUCGGCUGUGUUGGACAUCGAAAAAAUCGGCCACAGGAAGCGCAUUCUGGCCAGCGUUAGCAGCGGUGAACACAUAGUUGCUGGACCGAAGUUGGAAACUAUCACCGAUUUCGGAUCUUCUUUAAAAAAUACUCAACCCAUUCCCGAGCUUCCCUCGCCCUCUACGAUAUCCGUGAACAGUAAUACAGGCACCAUAAGGCACAGGCACAAGAAAUCCAGGCCGGCCCCGCCGCCUCCAAUUAAAAAGGAACCGGAGAAGAAGUCCCCCACGGAAAUCUACGUGGGAGGAAACAAUUCGAUCAAGUCCCAGUGGAGGCACCAGCCCAUCUUGCUGAUAACCGGUUGCGUCAAAUACACAGCCAAUUACUUGGGAUCGACGCUGGUAAAGGAGUUCAAAGGCACCGAAUCCACGAAGAAAUCCAUCCGGACUGUGAUAAAAUCGAACGAUCAUCCCAGCGAGGAAAUCUGCCUGUCGGUGUCCUACAAAGGCGUUAAAUUCAUCAACCCUUUGGAAAAGAAAAUCAUCUGCGAACACGAAAUCAAAAACAUGAACUGCGUGUGCCAAGACAUGGAAUCCCAGGCGUUCUUCGCCUACAUCACCAAAGACGCCGAGGCCUUUUACUGCCACGUUUUCCAAGCAGUUUCUUCGGAGCAAGCCAUCGAUAUAAUCCUGACGUUGGGCCAGGCUUUCGAGCUGGCCUACCAAAUGGCCGUCAGAGACCAAGUGACGAGCAAGGGGAAGUCGCAGGGCAAGCCCGCGGUGAGUCCGGGGUCGGUUUCCUGCAACAGCAGGGACUUCAAGGAGGCGAGCACGCGCAACGCGGACGUGAAGUUGAACGGGCACCCGCUGAAGAUGAUGCCGUUGACAUUGUCUAUCGCCGCCGAGCCGGACUUGGAGCAGGCUCAGUCGAGCGAGAAGGAUUAGGGGGAGUUGUAGAACUUGCCCAGGUAAGUGGAAGUGUUUUGAAGGUUGUGGAAGUUGGAGUGAGGUUUGUAGUGGCGAAAAUUUCCAGGAUGAGUUUUUUGUUUGACGGGCGUUGCUCUUUGCUAUAUCGGGGUUGUGCAAUCGUGCAAUAAAUAUUCGAAGAAAUCCUAGUGGAUUAAUUACGAGAGCAGCCUUAAAAUUAAUUACGAAAUUUUAUUGAUCAUAAAUGUUUAAAAAGUUGUUGAUGCGCAAAAAAAUCGUCUUUGAAACCGCUGUUUUUUACUUUAAAAUUCUCAUUGUAAAAAUAUUAAAAAUCGACCAAAUAUCAAUGUAUUUCUCUAUUAAGACUUUUUCCUUAGGAUGUAGACAGCUUCAUACAAUGAUAUUAAUCCUCCAAUCACAUCUGAAUAUCACUGCCAAAUAAAACUAUAUGCUUUAAAAGGUAUACAUUUAAUGAAUAAAGAUACAUACAUGUGAUUGUUUUAAAAUAUAUACAAAAGGAAUUAUAAAAUUAGGUAGGUGUAACAUGUUUUUCUUUGAUUUCUAAAUUUUCCUUACAUAUUUCGGCAAUACAAUAGGAAAAUAAAACAAAGCAGUUGAUCUCAGCUUUUAUAAAAUGAAUUAUAUUCUCAACAGUAAAUAUCUGUUUACAACAACAUAAAAAUUAAAUAGAGAAAAAGGUAUAUUCUAAUGCAAGCAAUUUCAAUACAGUAAUUAGUUUAAAUAUUACAGGAUGAUUUUAAUGUUCUCAAGUAAAAUAUUGCAUUUUAUUCAUUCCAAAAAUCAUUAUUUUCUUUCUAUUUAGGAAUUGCAGAAAUUUAUCAUUUUCUAUUAAUUAAAUUUACUAAAGUAGAUUGUAAUAUACAUAUUUAACAAAAUACACUUAACUAUAGAAUCUUAACAAUUUUUUAGAAGGAAUGCUCAAUAACUACAUUAAUAUAUAGGGAGCAAUUUAUAAGGAUUUAAGUUACAGUUUUUCACCAAAUACUUUUAUACCGGGUGAUGUUAAACGUAGCAAUUUUUUUCAGUGUUUUGAUGUAAUUGUUUGAAAGUACUAUACACACAACUUUAAUUCCUAUUCGUCAUUUGAAACCAAAUCUUCCAUUUUUGUAAUUAAAUUAUAUGAAUUAUUAAUGUAUAUACAUCGUUAGGAAAAUCAUAGAGGCUUUAACAAGUAUAUAGCAGGGUUGAAUAAUUAUUCUCAGUGUGAAAAAGUUAUGAAAAUUUACCGAAAUGUUUACUAAAAAAGAAAAUCGAUUAUACGCAUUCAAAAUGCUUAGAGUUAAUUUUUUGGCUCGAUAAAUAUAUCUUAGCUAUACGUGUUAUAUUUAUAGAAAUAAAUGAUUAGCAAUGCGUAAGGGAUGCUCGCGUAUUUCGCAAAAUUAUUGGCUUUUCAAGCACUUUAUCUAAGUGUCUAAAUUAUCUUUUACUUGAGUGAAAAUUCCGAGCGAAAUAUGGGUGAUCCUGUUUAUUUUACGACUUAUAAAAGCCUUUAUUUUACUGCAAUAUGUAUUAACUUUGAUGACUUGUGAUAACACCUUGGUUGAAAAAUUAGUUUUGAUUCAAAUUAAUUAUAAUCUUUUCAAAGUUAGUUGACGAAACGAUGCAAAUCAUAAUUAGUAAUUUCUUUUAACACUUUGAAAGGAUUAUACUAAAUUUAACCAGGUGAACUUUGUGUAAUUCCCAUGUUUAUUUUAUUGUGAUUAAUACCUGUAAAAUGUAUUCAAUUUGUUAGUAUUUCAUAUUUUGUUA